CAAUGAUUAUGCUAAAAAGUUCAAAAAAAAAAUUAAAAUGUUUGAAACAAAUCGAUGGAAUCACUACAAAGAUAAUAUUAAUGAAUAAAAUGGAUGAAAGAUUGCGUUGAGUCGCAUCAUCGUGCUGGAGGAAGUAGAGGAAUGGGCCCUUGGGCCUUUGGAAUUCCAAUUGUCCUUGUUUCCGCUCUUGGUCUCCUUCUUAAUGCUUAUGUCCUGUUAGUUGUCCUUGGCCUCGGCAAGCAGAUUCAACAACAAACUUCUAAUACUCUUCUAUUAAUUCAUCUCGGAGCUGUUGAAUUUGCACUCUGUUUUGUAUUACUAGUAUUUACAACUGGUCCUUGGACAAUUCCCGGUUCUUGGUGUGCAGUACAUGGUUUUCUGCUUACUUUACUUCAUCCAGUUGCUUUGUGGACCGUCACUGGACUAAACUGUGAUAGAUAUUACGCGAUAGCAGCUCCUCUUCAUUACACAGCAGUGGUAUCACCGCGAAGAGUAAUCCUGGGAUUAGUUGGAGCGUGGAUUGGUGCAUUUAUUUUAUGUCUACCGCCAUUUUCGGGUUUAAUUGCGCCAUACAAAUACAGCCAAGAUUUUGGAUGCUGUAUUCCAGCUUUUACUAAUGAAACAUGGACUAUUGCUGGUGUUGUUUAUACAAGUGUUUAUUUAUUUGUUGGUUUAGUGUUACCGGCGAUACUUAUAACAGCUUGUAAUAUUCGGGUACUCGGAAUUGCAAGAUAUCAUCGACACCGAAUAGCAAGUGCUAUUUAUGAAGUGACAUUGAGUGCACAAGUUACAAUAACACAUCAAAGAAAUCCAUUUUUUAUACCAACUGUUACUUCACCUUCUGCUGGUGGGCCACCUAAAUUUCAUAGUGCGGCUAGUACUGUGAUGCAAUUAGUUGGAUCAGUCUAUCUACUUUAUUUCCCUUACUGCGGUAUCAUCCUAUGGGAAGCUUGCACUGCAGCGAGUCAUAGCCGUCUUCACUUACAUCCAAGAUUCGCGUCCUUGGCCUCACUUUUACUCGCUAGUUCACCGCCGAUUAACGGUUUAUUAUACGGCCUCAAGUCACGAACAAUACGACGUUCUGUCCAGAAUUAUUGGCGAAAAAAAGUGACCAAAUCGGAAUUGCAGCAGGAAAUUCAAGCAAGAACCCCAAGUGUUGCAGGUUCCCGUCGCCCAUCAGGAAGUGGACCAGUCUCUCUGUUUCCGUUUCCGCCACUUCAGCGUCGUCUGAGCGAAGCUUUACUUAAUUUAGGAACAAAUUCAAGAGCUGGUGGUGGUUUCGAAAGUGGUAAUAUUGGGGCAUUUAAUUGCAAUCGUUUACAACCCGCUGCAUCUUGUAAUACACUACGGGUACCUACAAGUGAAUCAAACGAGAGCAAUAGACUAGUAAGAACAAGUGCAAGUACAGCAAGUCUAAUGGGUUAUCGUGAUUCCACAAGUACAAUAAGAGAAUCAUCAUUAUUUCGUGAUUCUAUAGAUACAUCAAAGAGAAGUCCAAUAAUACUUAUAACACGCACACAUAGUGUAGAAAUACCAGAUGGUGGUAGUAGUCCAGUUCUCAAACGAUCUUGCAUCGCCUCAGGAAAUUUUGGUACUAUUGUAACUGACAAGAGACGCUGGCGUCAUAUUAGUACUGGAAGUGAUAGUAGUACAGGAAGCAGUGAUGCUAGUAGUAUUUGGACAACGGGAAUAGCUCAUAGAGCUGCUAAAGGAAACGUCAAAAACUCUAUUGACAAUUGGCCAAUAGCUAUUCGUCAUGUGCCAUUAGGAAUAUUAUUUAAUGGAUUACGCGCUAGUAAUAAUAGUGAAAGUAGUGAUACAACAGAUACAACUGCAACAACAACAACAUCAACAUUACCGUCCAAAAUAAUUUCAAUCGCACAAGAAACCCAAAGCAUAAAUAAUAAAAGUGAUGAAAAGCCAAAAGUUGAGCGAAAAAAUAGUGAAGAGAAAAGUGAAAGUGAGUCAAGUUGGGGUAGUAUUGAAGAAAAAGGAUCGAAUGGUAUAAAUGAAGAUGAUAAUAGUGAAAAAGAAUUUGUAGAAAAAAAUGAAGAAAAUUUUGUUGAAGAAAAAAGAGGUGAAGGAGAAAAAGUUGAAGAAAAAGAAGAAACGGAAGAUGACGAAAAUGAAGAAGAAGAAGAAGAAGAAGAAGAAGAAGAAGAAGAUGAUGAAAAUAGUGAUAGUGGUAAUGAUAAUAGUAAACAAGAAAUAGAUAAUGAAGUUGUAAAAAAAUGUAAGAAAAGGCGGAAAGAAAAAAUGCGUACGCAAAUAAUUAAUGAUGAAAAAAAAAUAAAUGAAAAUAAUGAUAAUAUUAAAUUAAGACCACUUCUUACAACUUUGUCAUCUUAAUUAUUUACUUUUAAUUAUCUUUUUGUCUACUACUUCUGUUGUCAUUAUAAUUAAUACAUAUUAUCAUUUAUAUUUGAAUAAAAGAUUAUUAAAAGCAAAUAAUAAUUAAAAUAAACCGAAGAGUAAUUAAUCAUUGACUUUGUGAAUUAAAGAAUAACA
Molecule: messenger RNA, 2508 nt
Organism: Microplitis demolitor
Lineage: Eukaryota; Metazoa; Arthropoda; Insecta; Hymenoptera; Braconidae
Exons: 10
Coding region: 94-2349 (751 amino acids)
Biological process (GO): G protein-coupled receptor signaling pathway
Cellular component (GO): membrane
Molecular function (GO): G protein-coupled receptor activity
Source: RefSeq, a predicted model, not a curated record